AUGCCGGAACACGAGUUCACAUUAUCAAAAUCUGGUGUGUCCGAGGAAGAUGCAGAAUACCGUCAGACAUACAUUGGAAAAAAGCUGAGAAUUCCAAGAAUCAUGCCUUCAUAUCAGUUGGAGCAUGUAUUUCCAAUAAGUGCCGUGAGGAAAGAAAGGGAAACAGAGGGCUUGGAUCCACCAAGAUUGCUUCUCCCAAGAGAUAUGGUAUACAGUAUCCAGCCACCCCAUGCACCUGGUUCCAUAUUCUCAUUACCUUCAAUACGUGCAAGUACAUCAGAUUUUCAUACGCCCGUUUCACCUUCUUGCAUAGUCAAUACUAUGCCACCCCACACGCCAUCAGUUAGACCUGUAAGUACUUCUCCGAUUCCACAGGCUGUUCUUCCAGCCCGCAUUCGGGCACCAAGGAAAUUUAGCCGUAGGGUGACAAUAUCUGAGUUGAUAGAGCGGUUUGACGUGUCUACUGCUGACAAGUUCUUCAAUAUAUAUGGACAAACACUACUUCCUUUCAUUUCUCCCAAUGGACUCAGUUUGAAACAUUUUCGGGACAAUGAGGAAUAUGUUUAUAGGGCCAACAGAAAGCAGCAUGCAAAGACCCUACCUAUUCGCUAUUCGGGAAUGAGUGACGUAAACUAUUAUGAGCCAUUGGUACUCAGAUACAAAAAAAGCAGUAUGGGAAGAGGUAUGGAUGGGGGUGGCGAAGGACUUUGUCCUUACUGCCCGUUGCCAAUGGGUGAACAAGAUAGUGCUUUUUACGAUAGGAAGGACUCCAACUAUUUGCACCAUGUCACUAAACUACAUGGAGUCUACUCCAACGGUAUCGAGAUGCCAUUCCCAUACUUUGUGGGGAAAGCCAUCGAAACGAAAACUUUGAAGACUCGUGGUGAAGUGGCCAAUACCGUCAAUGCUGUGAAGUGCACCAAAUGCAAACAGAUGCUCAAAAUACAGCCGUUGGAUUCCAUCAUCACAUCUCCCGGAAACAAGUUCUUGGCUUAUUUCCGUCAUAUGUUGAUUCAUAAUCAGAAAAAGAAUUACGGUAAGACUAAAGGGUACCAGCCAGAAGCAUGA
Molecule: messenger RNA, 1068 nt
Organism: Brettanomyces nanus
Lineage: Eukaryota; Fungi; Ascomycota; Pichiomycetes; Pichiales; Pichiaceae
Exons: 1
Coding region: 1-1068 (355 amino acids)
Source: RefSeq, a predicted model, not a curated record